This is a messenger RNA of Sphaeroforma arctica JP610, 3395 nucleotides long. RefSeq lists its product as hypothetical. The record is from RefSeq and is a predicted model, not a curated record. Bases 149 to 2752 code for a protein of 867 amino acids. The transcript has 7 exons. Lineage: Eukaryota; Ichthyosporea; Ichthyophonida.
CGAGAUACUUUAGAGUCAUAUCACAUCGAAGUAGUUCAUGUCUGCAUACAGCUGUCCUGUAUUCAGACGGUUAGGUACGCGUGUACCAGAACAUACACUGAGAAAUAUUCAACGGCAUAGUUGCCGGCUAUAAAUAGCUUUGAACACCAUGGCUGCAGCCUGUGACACUGACAUGGUCGUGUCUGGUGACCAGAUUACUGAUGAUAACAUAGAAGCCAACGAAACGAAUAACAAGGCAAUUCUAGGCAUUCUAUCUACCUCUAUAUUUAGCUUUAUAGACCAGAAAGAUGAAGCUGUCACUUAUGAAGACGUUACGGACAGUGACAUCCACCAGGCGGUUAAUCAUUUCCGGAAGAUACAUGAAAAGGGGUACGCGUUGAUCAUCUUCCAUCAUCUGCUGCUUCCGGAGGACAAGUUCAGGAAAAAAGAAAACGUACUAACGGAUGAGCAGGUGGAGAGUAUUUAUCAGGCGACUACACGUGUGUACACCAUUAUGAAGGACACACCGCCAACAGGUGUAUACGUGGCCAGGUGUAUGAGACGAGUCCUAGACAACGAGCUAUACUGGGUGGAGUGGAAGAACAAGGCUUGCCCGGCUACUUCCUUCCAACCUGACUCCAUAUCACAAUUGCCUUUACCACCCCCGCUACCCAAUCAACAACCAAACCCCGCCUCAAACAAACGCCGCUUUACGCCUGGUGAAACAGUUUCCUCCAAAGCCAUCUUGGGAUCGUGCACUGCCAAGGUCGAUCAAAUUUGGGAAACAUUUAAGUCAAACACGACGUGCAAAUCCAGCAAUGAUACAAACAAUCAUAUCGACUACUUCACUGGCGUACCUCAAGAAAAGAUCUUCCUGGACUUCGUCGAGGAGGCAGUGGAGCAGUGUGAUCCAAUUGCAGAGAUAGACAUGGAAUACCGAAUAGUCAACGAGGACUGGUGGUGGCGUUUGGCCACGCGCAUCUGUCAGAGACACAGCGUGAAGUACAAAUACAAAUUGUCAGAAAUCAUAGGAAAUAGUAAGGCUGCUAUGGUGCAACUCCUCGAGAGCAUGUGGAAAGAAAGAAAUCCGGAAAAGGUCAAGCAGAUGGCUGAAGAAGCAGCGAAGGCGAAGGCUAUGAAAGAUAAGCAACUUGCCGAGCUCGCGGCGGAGGAAGAGAAAGAAAGGUUGGCUCUUGAAGAAGCCGAGAAAGCGAACAAAAAGGCCGCUGAUGAGAAGCUCAAGCAGGAACAGCUGAAAGCAAGGUUACAGGAAGACAAGGCUAAGAAGGACGAAGCUAAGGCUAAGCUCAAAGAGGAGGCAGAAAUCGCGAAACUUGAGAAUGCCGAUGAAAAUCUCAAAAAGGAGACCGAUACAGGCAAGGCUGGGCCAGGGCCAGAUACACUGGUUAGUAGAAGGUCGUCUGGUGCUAUUAAGAGAGAGUCUUCGAUUGAAAGCGGCGAGGAAAGCAGCAAUAGUCAGUAUGGUGGCGGUCAGUCAAAAACUACUAUCAGCGAGUAUACUAAGAAACCUGUAUCAGCUAACACAAACACAACCUCUGGUACAAAGCGCAAGGCAGACAGCAAUAGGAUAGAUUCGAACAGUACGAUGCGCAGUGAGAGUGACGCAAAAAAACUUAAAGCGGAUAAUGGGGAGGCGCGAAGAAAAUCUAUCAAAGGAACCGAUGACCUUUAUAAAGAUGCUGAAAUUCGAGCUAAGGACAGCGACUAUAAACGUAGCAAGGAAAGUGAUCGGGAGAAGUCGAAGGACAGAAGAACCAAUGCAAGCGACUCACGCCCUACUUCGAGACCAAGUUCGCGACCAGCUUCGAGGCGGGCGUCUAGCGAUAGGUAUUCGAGUGACAACACAAUAGGGAAGACAAAGGAUGGUGAUGGAUCUACUUUUAAUAGUAAGGGAUUGGGUAGGAAUGGUGCCAAUGAUGAUAGUAUAGGCGUGGUCCAAAGUCAGGGCGCGAAGAACAUUAGGACGAAAGUGAAGGCCACAGAGAGGGUUAGAAGCAGUCCAAGUCAAACCACCAUCACAUCUGCGAGCGAUUCUAAUCACAAAUUAGGUUCUACAGGCCGGACGUCUAGUUGUGCUUCGCUCGGAGGUGAAAGUACAGGAGAGAAAUCGGACAAAUACGACAAUCAUGACAGAUCACAGUCCGUUGGAAACCGUGCAAAUAGUGGAAAUUCCGUGUCUAUGCAACAUGGCACUGGUAUCUCGAGUAUGAACUCGAGUUCCAAAUCAGAUGCGACAAAGGCACCACCAAAGUCGCACAUCCGCAAGGCAGAGAGCAUUGGUGUUCGACAAGCAUCAAUUACUGCACGAGACACAUACGCAGGGGUUAAACAUAGCACAGACAGCGGCAGUGGAGAGGUUGAUACUGAAGCAAAUCAGACUCAACAGAAAAGUAACAGCAGAUCUAACGCACAGACACCAAAUGGUCGCAUGCGCAAUGCUGCAGGGGGCGGGUCUGGAGGACCUGGAUUGGUGCAGCGACAAUUGUCAGAUGUUAUGCAACAAAGACAAAAUAGAUUCCAACCACAGGGAAAAGGCAGUGGUAGUAAUGUAGGUAGCCCCGUGCAAUCUCGGGGACAUCUGGGGGAGGGCAAUACGAAUGGACGUACGCACAAUACCAACCAGAAUGAUAGAGGGAAUGCAAAUAACAGUAACAAUACGUCUCGUCGGUCCUCGGGAGUUGGAUCACACAGUGGAAAACGAGAUAUGAGGGAUGGUGGUACACCAGAGAGGAAGAAAUCGAAGCAUUAUUAGCAUAGAAUCUGAUUGAAAAUCUGAGGAACCCGAACCUGUCUGUUUACAAAUGUCGACCCGAAGUAUGAUCUCUACAGAUUAUGAUCACUACAGAGAGAACCGUGAGAUCCUGUCGCUAUACUGCGGGACAAUCCUGUUGAUAAAACUGCCUCGGGAGAUUACCCACACAACACACACACACAGUCACACACACACUCUGUCUAUCUCUCUGAUACUCUAUACAUACAUUGAGAUUAGAGACCGAGAUAGAUAAAGAUGAAACACUUCAUUGAAAUGACACUGAGAUAUUGGUAUUUGGUACAAGCCAUUUGGGGUCAAUAUUAUGCUUUCUCGAGUGACUCUCGACUCUCGUGAAGUCUCACUCUCGUCACUCUGCUGACUCUGGGAGUGCAAAACUAUGAAUUGUUUCUCUGACAUGCUACUAGAUUACAAUCUGUCCAGAUUCCAAUUCCGAACCUCGUGUGGAGAGGAUGGCCAGAGCCGGACAGCCGGUCACAGCACUGAGCCAUUGACAAGUAACAGCAGGAGUCUGCAGGACUGCCGUCUGCCGGUGCAUUGCUGUAGUGCUAUACCUACUGCUUGCCCACUUGGCCCCUCUGCGCUGGCCGUUGGGUGGUAUUCAUUAAAUUGUCGAAGUAUUUAC